Messenger RNA from Pyrus x bretschneideri (Chinese white pear), 1884 nucleotides. RefSeq lists its product as uncharacterized. The transcript is spliced from 8 exons. The record is from RefSeq and is a predicted model, not a curated record. Lineage: Eukaryota; Viridiplantae; Streptophyta; Magnoliopsida; Rosales; Rosaceae. Bases 98 to 1681 code for a protein of 527 amino acids.
AAUCGAAUCCUCCUCCCCCUUCCCUCCUCCACCGCCGCGUCUGCGUCCUCGCAGAUGCUAAACCCCCUAAACCCAACCUCUCCUCUCCGCCACGGCAAUGUCUUCCUCUCUCCCCAAACCCCCUUCUUCCUCUCCCCCCUCUCCGCCUCCCCUAGACAGCUCCGAUGCUGAGCGACGCCUCCGCGAGGCCGAGGACCGCCUCCGCGAUGCCAUCGAGGAGCUCCAGCGCCGCCAGCGCUCCGCCGCUGCCACUGGAUCUCAGCACCACCCGCCUUGCGACCACGCCGCCGACGAGUCCUGCGUCGCCCACGCCAUUGGUAAUCUCUGCCAGAGCUUUCUCUUGUCGUAUGGCGUUCGAGUCGGAAUUGGCAUCCUUCUUCGCGCUUUUAAGCUCGCGCGCCGGCAGUCCUACUCUUCUCUCCUCGAUCUUAAGCAACUUGUCUCGGAAAAAGAUCUCAUUGUAAGAGAAGAAGCGUGCCGGAUCGGUUUAUUUUUUGGUGGCUUUAGUGGUUCAUAUCAUGCUCUUAGAUGUUUGUUGAGAAAAUUGAGAAAGAAAGAGACACCAAUGAAUGCAAUUUUAGCAGGUUCAGUUGCUGGUUUGUCUAUUUUAGCAUUGAAUGACUCAAACCGAAGGCGCACACUUUCUCUGUACUUGCUGGCCAGGCUAGGCCAGUGUGCUUAUAAUUCUGCGAAGUCGAAGAAUAAGUUUCACUUUUGGGGAAGCCAUUGGAAGCAUGGAGAUUCAUUACUUUUCUCUCUUGCAUGUGCGCAGGUUAUGUAUGCCUUUGUAAUGCGGCCUGAGAGCUUGCCAAAAUCUUAUCAAGAAUUUAUUCAGAAGACUGGGCCAGUUGCCCAACCUGUAUACAAGGCUGUAAGGGAUGGCUGUAGAGGCCACCCUGUGGAUAUUGCCUCUCUAUCUGAUUAUUUGUUUGAGAGAACAAAAUCCAACUCUAUACAGUUGGAAGAGUAUCCAUCCAUACUUCCUUGUACAGUUAUUCAUCCAGACACGAAUUCUUGUUUAGCUCAUAAUGCACGGGCAACAUCAGCUACAUUUAGGAAAACAUUUCCGCUUUACUUUUCUUUGACGUUUGUACCAUUUGUUGUUCUCCGCCUACAGAAGUUCAUGGAGGCCCCUUCUCGCACAUUUUUAAUUGCUCUUAAAGAUGCUGUUCGCUCAACAUCAUUUUUGUCCGCAUUUGUUGGAAUCUUUCAGGGUGUCAUAUGUUUGCAUAGAAAAGUUGCUUCAAAAGACCACAAGCUUGUAUAUUGGUUUGCAGGUGCAAUAUCUGCUCUUUCAGUUUUACUGGAGAAAAAGCCUAGACGUGGUGAACUGGCUCUUUAUGUUCUUCCACGAGCUGGAGAUUCUUUGUGGUAUAUCUUAGUAAACCGCCACCUUCUUCCAGAUAUUAAGAACGCAGAGGUGUUCAUGUUCAGUUUGUGCAUGGGAGGAAUCAUGUACUACUUGGAACAUGAGCCAGACACAAUGGCUCCACUCCUCAGGGGUCUGAUCCGUCGGUUCCUUGCUAGCAGAAUAAGCAACCCUGUGUCCUCGUCUAGUAGGAAUCCUUCCUACACAUACUUGCAAAAUCUUGAAGCCAUGAAGAAACCGAAGCCCUUAGAGAGUCGCGGUGCUGAAUCACCUUCCGAAAAAUAUAAUCUCGAAUCAAUACCAGGGCUCUGAAGAUUGAGGCGCGUGCAGAACUCCCGACACCCGAUUUUUUCCGUGGAGUUUCACUGAACUUUAUAUAUCGAGACUGAACGUUUCGUUCGCUAAUAAAAGAAAGAUGAUUUUUUGUUUAAAAUUGAAGUUGUGCAUUGAUGUACUUGAAUCUUGAAGAAAAAGAGUGAUAAUGGAAGGCAGUUGCCAAUUUUUAUUUAGCAGCA